Molecule: messenger RNA, 1808 nt
Organism: Salvelinus fontinalis (brook trout)
Lineage: Eukaryota; Metazoa; Chordata; Actinopteri; Salmoniformes; Salmonidae
Product: nucleus accumbens-associated protein 1-like
Exons: 9
Biological process (GO): regulation of transcription by RNA polymerase II
Molecular function (GO): DNA-binding transcription factor activity, RNA polymerase II-specific; protein binding; RNA polymerase II cis-regulatory region sequence-specific DNA binding
Source: RefSeq, a predicted model, not a curated record
GCAGCAAACUCUCAAUCCAACCGGGGAGGAGAUUUAAGCGUUACCGACGGCUUCCCGUCGAUCUCCACUCUGAAUCACCAGUCAACUGGGCUGUCUGGACAAGAGGGAGUCCCACAGACCCGGUGGUGCUGGGCUAGAGCGUUAUGGCUCAGACGCUACAGAUGGCGAUCCCUAACUUUGGCAACAACGUGUUGGAGUGUCUCAAUGAGCAGAGGCUCCAGGGGCUCUACUGCGACGUCUCCGUGGUUGUCAAGGGACACGCCUUCAAGGCGCACCGGGCGGUCCUGGCGGCCAGUAGCUCCUACUUCCGGGACCUGUUCAACGCUGGAGGGAAGAGCAGUGUGGUGGAGCUACCCCCGGCCGUCCAGCCCCAGAGCUUCCAACAGAUCCUAGCCUUCUGCUACACAGGCCGCCUCAGCAUGAACGUGGGGGACCAGUUCCUCCUCAUGUACACCGCAGGCUUCCUGCAGAUUCAGCAGAUCAUGGAGAAGGGCACAGAGUUCUUCCUUAAGGUCUCCUCCCCUAGCUGUGACUCCCAGGGUCUUCAUGCAGAAGAGACUCCGCCGUCCGAGCCCCAGAGCCCCGUCACUCAAACCACAGGGGGAGGGGCUGGGGUGGUUUCCUCGGCAGCAUGUAGGCCCGCCUCCUGCCUGACACCCCUCCCCCUGGUGUUGAGGGUGAAGACGGAGCAGAGCGGGACUACGCCACAACCCACACCACAGUCACAGCAGCAGGAGGCCACGUCCUACUCGGUGGUGUGCAGCCCUGUUGCCAAGCGCCUGUGGGAGGGGGGCAACCGCGGUGACGGGGGAGGGGGGUCGGGAGGAGGGGGGUCCAGGAAAGCCGCCCGCUACUCUUCCUCCUCCGCCUCAUCAAACAACUGCAACUCCCAAGAUGCAAUGGGCAGAAAUGUUGUUAACCACAGUAACCAUAACAACAACAACAACAACAGUAACCAUAACAGCAGCAGCGUGGGGACGCCGGACGGAACGAGUCCGGGGACGCUGAGCAUAUACACCAGCGACUCGCCCCUUAGUUACCACGAUGACGAGGAGGAAGAGGAAGUGACCGACGACAGCGCCGAAGAGCAGUACAGGCAGAUCUGUAACAUGUACACAAUGUACAGUAUGCUCAAUGUGGGCGCCACAGUAGCAGGCGAGCGUGUGGAGUCCCUACCGGAGCACCUCACGGCUGAGACCCGGGGCGGCAGGGGGGUGAGGCUACGCCAGGAUCUGGCUUCGCUACCUGCCGAACUCAUCACCCAGAUAGGUAACCGGUGCCACCCGCGGCUGUACGAGGAGGGUGACCCUGCAGAGAGGCUGGAGCUGGUGACGGGUACCUCCGUGUUCAUCUCCCGCGCCCAGCUCAUGAACUGUCACGUCAGCGCCGGCACGCGGCACAAGGUCCUACUGAGGAGGCUGCUGGCCUCUUUCUUCGACAGGAGUACUCUAGCUAACAGCUGUGGGACGGGGAUCCGCUCGUCUACAAACGACCCCAGCCGCAAGCCCCUGGACAGCAGAGUACUGCACGCCGUCAAGUUUUACUGCCAGAACUUUGCGCCGAGUUUCAAGGAGAGCGAGAUGAAUGCCAUCGCGGCUGACAUGUGCACUAAUGCCCGCCGGGUCGUCAGGAAGUCCUGGAUCCCGAAGCUCAAGCUCCUCAUGGCCGAGGGUGACGCCUACUCCGCUUUCCUCCAAUCAGACGCCGUCAAGAUGGAGGCCGAUGCCCUGGGGGCGGAGCAUGGGUUCGACCCCAACUCCUUGGCAGAAGAGGCGGCGGCAGCCAAUAGCGAUGCGGGACCUUCUUCG